AUGUCCUCCGAAGACCCGCCCCACCUCCCCCUCCCCGCCUCCUACUCCACCCUCCCCUGGCAAGAGAUCCGCGUCACCCACGUCCCAGAAUCGUCGAAAGACGUCACGCCCGUGGUGGUGGUGACGCUCUACCGCCCCAAAAACUACAAUGCCUUUACCAACGUCAUCAUGCGGGAGCUGGAGACGGCUUUCCAGCUCUUCGACCUCGACGAUCGCGUCAAGUGUAUUGUCCUGACGGGACAUGGCAAGAUGUUCUGCGCCGGUGCUGAUUUGGUAAGGAGUUCGGACAUCGGCUUCACACACCACAAAGAACCCCUUCGAGAACAUCGGGAUGGCGGCGGCCGGGUAUCUCUCGCAAUCCAUCGCUGUCGGAAACCGACGAUUGGUGCUAUUCAAGGCAGUGCAGUCGGAGUGGGGAUUACAAUGACCCUACCAUUGACCAUCCGCAUCGCGUACGAAAGGGCAAAAAUCGGCUUCGUCUUUGCGCGAAGGGGAAUCAUCAUGGAGGGAUGCAGUAGUUAUUUCCUGCCAAAACUGCUUGGAAUGGGCAAAGCCCUGCACCUCGUCACCACCGGCAGCGUCUACCCCGCCGACCACCCUCUCCUCAACGGCCUCUUCUCCGAACUCCUCCCCAGCCCGGAACAAGUACUCCCGCGCGCCCUCGAGCUCGCCGCCGAAAUCGCCCACAACACCUCCACCGUCUCCACCAACCUCAUGCGCGAACUCAUGUACCGCAACCCCGGCACGGCAGAGGGCACGCACCUGCUCGACAGCCACGUCAUCUACGGCUUGUUUGGCAGCAAGGAUAAUAACGAGGGCGUUGCUUCUUUCAUGGAGAAGCGCGCGGCCAAGUUCGAGGCUUCGAUGUUGAAUGAUGCGCCGACUGCUUAUCCAUGGUGGGAGGCGGUCGAUGUUUCCGCGAGGGCUAAGGCGGAGGGGCAGAUUGGGAAGCCGAAGUUAUGA
Neohortaea acidophila is the source of this 963-nucleotide messenger RNA. Its product is annotated as enoyl-CoA hydratase/isomeras-like protein. The record is from RefSeq and is a predicted model, not a curated record. The transcript is spliced from 3 exons. Lineage: Eukaryota; Fungi; Ascomycota; Dothideomycetes; Mycosphaerellales; Teratosphaeriaceae. The coding region runs from base 1 to 963 and encodes 320 amino acids.